Messenger RNA from Trematosphaeria pertusa, 1212 nucleotides. RefSeq names its product kinase-like protein. The coding region runs from base 1 to 1212 and encodes 403 amino acids. The transcript has 3 exons. The record is from RefSeq and is a predicted model, not a curated record. Lineage: Eukaryota; Fungi; Ascomycota; Dothideomycetes; Pleosporales; Trematosphaeriaceae.
AUGCUGGAACAGUCGACCCUCUUUCGCAAGCAUUUCGACACCGAUGAUCCCGACAAGAUUAACGAGAUAUUGGAAGAGGAAUUCCGGAAGGUACAGACUGGACCAGUGCAAGAAUGGGUUAAGAUGACUUUACCAUUUUAUGCGCCUGAUCCCUCUCUUCCUUCCAUACCUACUCCAGAAGAGAUUGAGGAGUCUCGAAGCGGGGAAUACACUAGAUCAGAUAAGGCGUGGUUCUUGGGGAUCGGUGGGAGUCAUGUGUAUCGCGUUAAGGGGGUGUACGCUGUUAAAUUCUCUGCUAGUAACUCCCUUAUGCAGGAAGCAGAAAACCUGUUGUUCCUCCAGGACUAUAAAGUUAGGACACCGAAGAUCUACGCGGCAUUCUCUCAUCAAGGAGCGGAUCCUCUCGGCCUAACUAUUGGAGCAUCAGGUAUGGAGCCCAAAGACCGCUCCCAGCUUCCCACGUUUCAUUAUCUGGUUAUGGAAUAUCUAGACGGCAUCACUCUUGACGAGAAGAUGUGGAAAAACAUCGAGCCCAAGGCUAGAGUAAAGAUUUACGAAAAGCUUGCCGAACAACUACGACUACUUCGCUCUAUCCCACCCCCCGGUCAGAGCUACUACGGCCGUGUGCAUUACCAGGGAUACGACCCUGUUUGCAAUAUGGUACGAUAUCGAAUGAACAGUCUGGUUGGCCCUUUCGACACUUAUGAAGCCUUUCUACAGCAAGUGUAUAACACUCUUGAGAUCAAUCUUAUCAGGCGACUGAUCUUUCGUCCGGAGAUCUACCCAGAUAUGCACCUAUUCACCUCUAUUUUCCACGACUGCUUCGACAAAACAUCUAAGGGCGGGGAACCUAAACUCUCGCACAUGGAUCUCAAACUCGAUAACAUGAUGCUAGUACCGUCGGCAUCAAAUUCAUCAUCGGACCGAAUCGAAGACUACGAUUUCUACUUAAUCGACUGGGAGAUGAUGUGCUGGUUGCCGGCUUGGGCAGAAAUUGCAGGAGGAUCGGUGCGCCUUCCACAGGAUGGGCAUCACAAUCUAGUCAUGUGGGAGAUGUCUAAAGGGAUCAAGCCAUUUCCUUAUGCUGAAGCAAAUUUCUAUCGUGAGUGCGCCCACGCACUUGGAGGAUCCUUGUGCAACCAACAGAACGGGGCACCGCAACUGGGAGUGCCCUCCAACUCUGGUACUCUAACCGUGUUUGUUCGGCUAUGA